UUUUGAUUUUUAUUCCUUUUUUUAUAUAAUGACAAAAAAAUGUAGGCCACAGAUACUGGGUACGGCGAUGAGCCAAUUAUAACUGAUACAGGCGCUUUAGAAACAUGCUACGACUACGACAUCCAAAAUGUACAUGUAGGAGUACAUAUUAUUAUCAACGGUGAAUUCCAUAAUUCAUUCACUAGCACGUAGUACGAGGACGCAGAGCAGCGGGCAAGGCCAAGGGACAGCAGGCUCGAUAAAUUACCCAGCUCUCCUUCUCGUCCUUGGGAAGAAUCCAAGGCUUUUUUCCUGCCCGCCCCCCGCCUUGGUUCCGUUCCAGGCAACAGCACACACGCGGCCGGCCGGCCGCCCGGGGAGCCUAUAGCUAGCUAGGUUAAGGUUGGGAGAGCAUGGGCGGCGACGGGGCGGACGCGCACGGCGCGUCGGCGCAGCUGGAGAGCGUCCUGACGUCGUCGUCGUCGUCGUUCCCGUGGGCCGCGGCCGCCAUCGAGCUGCGGCUGCUGACGCGGCUGGCGGCGCCGGCGGUGGUGACGUACAUGAUCAACUACCUCAUGUCCAUGUCGACGCAGAUCUUCUCGGGCCACCUCGGCAACCUGGAGCUCGCCGCCGCCUCCCUCGGCAACACCGGCGUCCAGAUCUUCGCCUACGGCCUUAUGCUGGGCAUGGGCAGCGCGGUGGAGACACUGUGCGGGCAGGCCUAUGGCGCCCACAAGUACGAGAUGCUGGGCAUCUACCUGCAACGCUCGGCCGUGCUCCUGUGCGCCACGGGAGUUCCACUGGCCGUCAUCUAUGCCUUCUCCGAGCCGAUCCUGGUCUUUCUAGGGCAGUCGCCGGAGAUCGCCCGCGCCGCAGCCAUCUUCGUGUACGGUCUCAUCCCGCAGAUCUUCGCGUACGCCAUCAACUUCCCGAUCCAGAAGUUCAUGCAGGCGCAGAGCAUCGUGCUCCCGAGCGCCUACAUCUCCACCGCAACCCUGGCGCUGCACGUGCUGCUCAGCUGGGUCGUCGUCUACAAGGUCGGUCUGGGCUUACUGGGGGCUUCCCUGCUGCUCAGCCUCAGCUGGUGGCUCAUCGUCGCCGCGCAGUUCGCGUACAUCGUGGUGAGCCCCAGGUGCCGCCACACCUGGACCGGCUUCAGCUUCCAGGCCUUCUCGGGCCUGUGGGGCUUCCUCAAGCUCUCCGCCGCGUCCGCGGUCAUGCUCUGUCUCGAGGCCUGGUACUACCAGGUCCUGGUGCUCAUUGCCGGGUUGCUCCCCAACCCUGAACUUGCAUUGGAUGCGUUGUCUGUAUGCAUGACUAUUAAUGGGUUGGUGUUCAUGAUCUCAGUAGGGUUCAAUGCUGCUGCCAGCGUGAGAGUGAGCAAUGAGCUCGGUGCCGGCCACCCGAAAUCUGCCUACUUCUCGGUGUGGGUAGUGACUGCGAUCUCUACGAUAAUAUCUAUCAUGCUUGCCAUUGUGAUCCUCUGCCUCCGCAACUACAUCAGCUACAUCUUCACGGAGGGUGAGGUGGUGUCAAACGCGGUGGCGGAUCUCUGCCCGUUGCUUGCCAUCACGCUCAUCCUCAACGGCAUCCAACCAGUUCUGUCAGGUGUCGCCGUUGGGUGUGGGUGGCAAGAAUUCGUAGCCUACGUGAACAUUGGCUGCUACUACAUAGUUGGUGUUCCCCUCGGCGCCAUCCUCGGGUUUGUCUUCAAGUUCGGUGUAAAGGGCAUUUGGAGUGGCAUGAUUGGAGGAACUUUCAUGCAGACGGCUAUCUUACUGUGGGCCACCUUGAGAACUGAUUGGAACAAAGAGGUAGAGGAAGCACAGAAAAGGCUACACAAAUGGGAGGAUCAGAAGACGACGACGACGGAGCCCCUCCUUGCGGGGGUCGUCGGCAAUGGCAAUGCCAAUUAGUUUACUGGAUGGACAUCAUUCUCCCAGACGGCUUCACCAGCGUCACCGUCAGGAUAUGGACCCGGCCUGCAAAGUGUUUCUCCGGAGUGUUUAGGUUUUCUUUCCCGUAUCAAAAUUUGCGAAACAGAGAAGGAAGGUUUUUUUUUGGAAACAGAACUGACGUCUAUCUUUUGAGUUAAAGAAUUCGGAGCAUACAUGUGGAUUUUUUUGAAAGGAGAUUUUACUCAGCUUUUAAGAAAGCAA
Molecule: messenger RNA, 2138 nt
Organism: Zea mays
Lineage: Eukaryota; Viridiplantae; Streptophyta; Magnoliopsida; Poales; Poaceae
Product: protein DETOXIFICATION 40
Exons: 7
Coding region: 393-1895 (500 amino acids)
Biological process (GO): xenobiotic detoxification by transmembrane export across the plasma membrane
Cellular component (GO): membrane
Molecular function (GO): antiporter activity; xenobiotic transmembrane transporter activity
Source: RefSeq, a predicted model, not a curated record